This is a messenger RNA of Penicillium robsamsonii, 1515 nucleotides long. RefSeq names its product Translation elongation/initiation factor/Ribosomal beta-barrel. The coding region runs from base 1 to 1515 and encodes 504 amino acids. Gene Ontology annotation, biological process: transmembrane transport. Gene Ontology annotation, molecular function: transmembrane transporter activity. The record is from RefSeq and is a predicted model, not a curated record. Lineage: Eukaryota; Fungi; Ascomycota; Eurotiomycetes; Eurotiales; Aspergillaceae. The transcript has 4 exons.
AUGACCGUCCAGCAAGAUCCAAAUCAUUACCUUCAGUCGAAAAAUGAAGAGGCUCCCUUCAGUACAAUAAACGACCAUGUUGAACAUGCUUCUCUUCCUAUCGAGCAUCUGAACGAAAAGGGUGCAUCGACCAUCAUAGGUGAUGAUCCAGAUCAUCCGGUCAAUUGGCCCCGGUAUAAGAGAAAUAUUAACCUGGGUCUAAUCUCAUUUCAUGCCUUUAUGACCAACUUCGUUGGUGCUGGAAUCAUUCCCGUCUAUGCUACCCUCGCCGAGAAGUUUGGUAUCGAGAUUCAGGACGUUAGCUACUUGACAUCGAUUCAUGUUAGUCACAUAAUAUUCCCAUCAACACCUAGUCACGGAAAGCUAAUCGACCCAAAGAUUCUGUGUACUGGUCUUACGCCCUUCUUUCUAGUCCCCCUUUCCACCAGAUUUGGUCGCCGGCCUGUAUGGCUUAUCUCCACGCUGUUCACGGCGGUCUGUAAUGUUGGGUGCGCAGAGAGCCAAAGUUAUGCACCCAUGUUGGUCUGUCGGAUCCUAGGUUCUCUCAUGUUGGGUGCUCCUAUCGCUCUUGGGCCUCCCGUUGUGAUGGAAUCGUUUGCAGAGCACGAGCGUGGUCUCGCGUUAGGAACCUGGUCUGUUUUUGUCACGCUUGGCCCUUUGACCGGUCCAUUCGUCAUGGGGUUCGUUGCGGAGCGACUUGGAUGGCAGUGGAUCUAUUGGAUCUUCACCCUCAUCAGCGGCGCACAAUUUGUCUUAUACUUUUUAUUCAGCCCCGAGACAAGAUAUAUUCAGCAGGAGAAGUCAACCAGAAAGUCUGGCUUCAUGAAGUUGAUCACAUUCCCGCGAAUUGAUCCCACUCCGUUCUCCGUCUCUGAAGUCAUCCGACCCUUCUCAAUGGGGAAGCAAGUGACCGUGCUGCUGCCUGUGCUUUCACACAGUAUGAUCUUCUGUCUCUCGGCUGCAAUGUUGACAGUGGAGAUCCCUCAGCUGUUUGCCACUCGCUUUGAGCUUAGCCCGGAGCAAACCGGUAUCCAAUUCCUUGGUAUCAUCGUGGGCACCAUCCUUGGUGAAUUGUUCAACGCUGUGGUCCUCAGCUUGAUGAACAGACGCACAGUGGAGAAGCAAAGGCAUACUGUGAAACCAAAGAAUUACCUGGUUGCAAGUUAUUUGGGCUUCGUCUCCAUGAUUGUUGGGUUGGUUGUCUUCUGCGUCCUAUUGGGCAACACACUGCCUAUGCACUACAAGGUGUCCCCGAUCAUUGGCAUUGGUGUUGCAGGAUUCGGAAACCAAUUAGUCUCCAACUUUUUAAUUAACUAUAUCAUGCACAUUCAUUCGGAUAACGCCGCCACUGCAUCGAUCUUCUUGGGCUUCAUUCGCCAGACAUGGUGCUUCAUCGGGCCUUUCUGGUUCCCUACCAUGUUUGAAAACGUAGGUAUUAAAAACUGUGCUGGGCUUCUGUCCGCGCUGGUGUUCAUAAGUGUCCUGCCUGUUAUCUGGUUGCACUGGAGAUCAUGA